GGUUGUUGAAUAGUGCCUAGUUAGUUGCUUGUAAUAUACAUGUACGGUGUUUGUGUGGUUGGAUAUUGGUUUAGGACUGAGUAUUGUCAGGGACAGUUAGUAGGAAGAUCGGCCGACGGCCUGUAUAGGUCCGGUAUCGGUUUUUCUGCUUUGUUCUUUGCAAACUCUGUCAAGAUGGCAGGGACGGAGAUUGACGGUGGCGAAAGUAGUAUGUUGAGUGAGGAAGAAGAGAGAAGGGAGGGUGGAUUGGAUUGGGAUUGGAACGAGGUAGUGAGUAGAACAAGGAAGGAGAGUGGUAGGAAAAGGAAAAAAGAGCAGACUGGCGCUAGUGGGUCGGAUAAUGAUGGGAUAGACGUUGGGGGGAGUGGUCAGAACACUGGAGUGACUAAUAUGGUGGUGAGAUUUGAGGAAGAAGGGGGAGUGAAGAAGUUUGAUCCUCUAAAGUUGACACAAAUCAUUCAAAGGCAAGUUGGUGAGGAGACCGUAAUCAAACUCUUGUCAAGUUCUUUCAAGGAGGACAAAACCAGAUUAAGUGGUGAUGCUGCGCUGCUCAUGGCAGAGUUGCUAAAAGUAUUUGUCCAAGAGGCUGCUGUGAGAUCACAGAAACAAGCUGAGUCUGAGGACUGCGACCAAGUAGACAUCGAGCACUUUGAAAAGAUCCUGCCUCAGCUGCUGCUGGACUUCUAGCACAGUGAUGCCACAAGAUGGAGCCAGAGUGUUGCCUGCACAUUCCUGCUUUAAUCCUACAACAUCAAUUCCAACAUGUUUAAUUUUUUCUGUAUAACUGCAAUUUCAUAAUCACUAAAAUGUGAGAUUACAUUAAGAUUCUCAUUCUGUAUGUAUAUGAGUUGUGUGAUUUUUUUAAAGUAGAAAGCAGCGGUGCUGUCCACACACCUCCAUGCCACCACCAAUAAGGCCCACCUGUGCUCCUCCGUGCAACAACAGGUGCUUCCAGCAUGCUCCAUAGUGCCCUUCAUCAAAGCCUCCUGGAGCAGUUGGAAGCAAUUAGAGUAAUAAGGGGAGCAGCCAGUCCCUUAGAUGAUGACAAGUGCCAGGAAAAAAGGAGUAACCCCUCUGGCCACUUUGAAGUUCCCUCUUGCUGUCCUGCGAUGUUUAGUUAGGGGUGGGGGGAAGGGCAAAGGGGACCUCUGGCACAGGGGGAAAGUUGAAUGGGAGUGUGCGUGCACGAAUGUGUGCACGUGUUAGCCAAACAAGGCCAGAGACCACACGCAUAGAUAUUCUGUUUGAAAGGGACCAUAACAAAACACAUUGGAACAUGGUCCAAGAAGAGCAGGGUGUAAUUCUGAAGGUAAAUAAACAAAAGAGGCGAGUAGUUGAGGUGCUUUCUCUCCUUUCAUCACAGCAGAGGAGGAAGUUGGGCCCACAAGGGAGAGGGUAAUGUGGGGUUUUCUAACCCAAGUGCCUCAGAUGGUUUUCCACCAGUGGUGUAUUUGACCAACAUGUCUUCACCAUGAGUCAGCAUGGCUUUGCAACACCUUACACAAUUUAUUUGUUUGGCUCAUGAGUGACUCACUACACUUACAAUUGUUGCUCACAUAGAGCUGGAAGCAACUUAGGCUAAAGUCAAGAGUCCAGGCUCCGAUAGGUGCAGCACAUUUUCAGUAGGGCCCAGACUGGAUUUGUGUUUCCCAGGAGAAACUUCCACAGCAGGCCUUCAGGAGAAGGUGUGUUUGGGUUGGUGGAUGGUUAUUUUAAUGAUGCCAUGACCAUUAUUGCCAAAAAAUUACUUUGUCAUUCACAGCAAGUCCUGCCCCCUAGUUCUGCGUAGUAAACUGCAGAUCCACUGCUUUGACAACCUGCUCACUCAGAUGAGAUGAUUUUUAUUACCAGAUAUGACACCAAAUAAUCUUGCUAAAAGAGUAGAAUACAUCCUUACUUAUUACCACGGUAAGAAACAAAUUUGUAAAAGGUGUAUUUUUGUAUACUGUAGCCUUUCUGGAGGUUUAUUAGCAAUGAAAUGGAUCUCCAGCUGUCAACCCUUGCAGAUUAAAUAAAAAUGACUGCUGGAUCUCUCA
This is a messenger RNA of Perca flavescens (yellow perch), 2036 nucleotides long. It is a transcript of the gene cenpx, whose product is annotated as centromere protein X. Gene Ontology annotation, cellular component: Fanconi anaemia nuclear complex; FANCM-MHF complex. The transcript is spliced from 5 exons. The record is from RefSeq and is a predicted model, not a curated record. Bases 40 to 687 code for a protein of 215 amino acids. Gene Ontology annotation, biological process: DNA repair; replication fork processing; resolution of meiotic recombination intermediates. Gene Ontology annotation, molecular function: protein heterodimerization activity. Lineage: Eukaryota; Metazoa; Chordata; Actinopteri; Perciformes; Percidae.